GUUUACGCGACGUGAAACGUACUGUGUUGCGUGUAAAGUAACGACAGACCGUUGUUCUGAAUACAGAGAUUCAUAUAGUGCGGUGAUUGCUAUUUAUCAAUGGCAAUAAUUAGCAAGAUAUUGUGUAGUUACAAGAUAUCGCUUAUAUCGGUUUCGUCCUUUAGAUGUCUUUAAGUAAGAUAAGAUAUCUGUUGUACGCGACUAGAGAAAUUACUGAUAUAGGAUUCCCCAAACAAGAAUUUCGUUAUUAAAGACAGUAACACUUUAGAUUUUCAGUGGAUCGUGGAAACCAUAGUGAAAGUCGAACCAUAGUUUAAAAGAUACAGAUAAGUUUGACCUGUGUCCCCGUGUAUCGUGACCCUUAAAUAGUACGGCUCUCUCUAGUGACGUUUCCCGUGAAUCAAAAGAAGAUUAUUACGCCUAAGAACUUUAUUAGAUCGCAUUUUUUUUUAAAUCGAAGGCACAGACUUUCAUUAUGUUGCAUUGGCGAAAAGUGUCCAAAGAAGUCGCAAGAGUUGCUGUUAAGACAAGAUGUCUGUCCUCGGCGCCAGGAAGGCCGCUAGUUGAGCUGUCUAUAGACAAAGAAGGUAUCGCUACCGUCCAAAUGCAACGAGCUCCAGUUAACAGCCUUAAUGUUGAAUUAAUGAGAGCGAUCCACGAUUCAGUCUCUGACUUGGAGAAGGAUAAAUGUAAAGGCAUGAUUCUGACUUCGGCGUCUCCAACAGUCUUCUCAGCGGGCAUGGACUUAAUGGAAUUACAUAACCCAGAAAUAAAGAGAUUAGAAGAAUUCAGCAGUUCUAUGUUUGAUAUUAUUUUAAAAUUAUUCUCUUCUAGUAUUGUUACGACAGCUGCAAUUAACGGUUACUCCGGUGCAGGCGCUUGUGUAGUAGCCUUAGCUCUAGACUACCGUACUAUGACGACAGGUAAAGCUAAGAUCGGUCUCAACGAUACCGCAGUUGGUAUCUCACCCGCCCAAUGGAUAGCCGAACUUAUGACCAGGAUCAUGGGAAAGCGGAACACUGAGUAUGCACUCACUACAUCUCACAUGUUCUCCGCGGAACAAGCUGUGAAGGUGGGACUUAUUGAUGAAGUAGCAACAGACAAAACGGAUGCCGUACAAAGGUGUAAAAACUUCAUAAAGUUACACGACAACAUAGUACCGGCUGUUAGAAAUCAAACUAAACUGUCUCUCAGAAAGGACUUCAUUACUGAUUUCAAGGGAAACCGUGAACAGAAUCUUAAGAACUUCAUGAACAUGAUAAUGAACCCUGCGUUUCAAAACGGAAUAGAUCAGUAUGUACGUAGUUUAAAACAAAAAAAGGCUAAGUCAACAGCUUAAAUAAAUUAGAACUCGGGUGUUAGCAAAUUAAUAGUCGUUUCUGGUGCUUUUGAUAAAGAAAUGUUUUUACCAUACAAGCUGCAACGAAAUAUAUUAUUUUAUAUUUGUUGAGAAUUUGAAACGGCAGUUAUUAUGUCAAUAUCGUCUUUUUUUAAUAUCAAUAAAUAGGCACAUAAUUUAAUAAAAA
Trichoplusia ni (cabbage looper) is the source of this 1526-nucleotide messenger RNA. RefSeq names its product enoyl-CoA delta isomerase 1, mitochondrial-like. Gene Ontology annotation, biological process: fatty acid beta-oxidation. Gene Ontology annotation, molecular function: enoyl-CoA hydratase activity. Gene Ontology annotation, cellular component: mitochondrion. The record is from RefSeq and is a predicted model, not a curated record. The transcript has 5 exons. Bases 476 to 1339 code for a protein of 287 amino acids. Lineage: Eukaryota; Metazoa; Arthropoda; Insecta; Lepidoptera; Noctuidae.